CUCUACAGGAUGGCGGACAUCACAGCGGUUGUCAGCCUGGUGCAAGUGGCCUUGGGUUUUGUGCUCCCAUUCACAGUCAUAGCGGCCUGCUACACAGCAAUCACCUGUGCUCUCCUGGCCUCCCUGUGUGCCCAGUCUCUCAAGGCCCUGCGCUUGAUUUUGGCCCUGGUCUUGGUCUUCCUGGCUUUGCAGUUGCCCUAUGCACUGCUUACCUCACUGGACAUGACCGCUUUGAUGGGACACCAGGCGUUGAGCGUCAAAGCCAUCCUCCGCCGGGACUUGGCCCUCCUCAUCACUAGUGCCUUGGCCUUCUUCUCCCACUUUUCAGCCAAACACCCAGGUGGCCACACUGCAAGUGGACGUUCUGCACCUUCUGAAGUCCAUCUGGCAGCCUGCAAGGGAGAUGUGACGGGCUUGGAUGAUGACAUGGCGCAGCUCUUAGGGAAAUGCAGUGAUGCACAAUCUCGCCCUGGCCCUCCCUGGCUACCCAUAGAAUAG
Molecule: messenger RNA, 498 nt
Organism: Podarcis muralis (Common wall lizard)
Lineage: Eukaryota; Metazoa; Chordata; Lepidosauria; Squamata; Lacertidae
Source: RefSeq, a predicted model, not a curated record